Molecule: messenger RNA, 6609 nt
Organism: Arvicola amphibius (Eurasian water vole)
Lineage: Eukaryota; Metazoa; Chordata; Mammalia; Rodentia; Cricetidae
Gene: Pbrm1
Product: polybromo 1
Exons: 33
Coding region: 311-5434 (1707 amino acids)
Biological process (GO): chromatin remodeling
Cellular component (GO): RSC-type complex
Molecular function (GO): protein binding; chromatin binding
Source: RefSeq, a predicted model, not a curated record
CGGCAAAAACUCCCUCAUUUGGUUUUGUUUUGUUUUGUUUUUUUACUCUUUCCGUGUGAUUGCCCAAACCGAAUAUUUUUUUCAGUGAGACAUUUAUUUAGAGGUUAGAUACAUCAUCUUAUCUACAACGUCAAGACUAUUUUCUAGUUUUGAAGCUUGCCAACACUUGGUGUCACAUGUGAGCCUCCCACAUGUGUUCACUCUCCAUUCCAGCUCUGUGAUUGAACUCUGCUCUUAUUGACUAGGGGGCACUUGGGCAGGCAUGCUUCAUUCCUGGAAUUGACAGUCAUUUCAUAAGAAGUUGGAUUCCAUGGGUUCCAAGAGAAGAAGAGCUACCUCUCCUUCCAGCAGUGUUAGCGGAGACUUUGAUGAUGGGCACCAUUCUGUGCCCACACCAGGUCCAAGCAGGAAAAGGCGAAGACUGUCCAAUCUUCCAACCGUAGAUCCUAUUGCUGUGUGCCAUGAACUCUAUAACACCAUCCGAGACUAUAAGGAUGAGCAGGGCAGACUUCUCUGUGAACUGUUCAUCAGGGCACCAAAGCGGAGAAAUCAACCAGACUAUUAUGAAGUGGUUUCUCAGCCCAUUGACUUGAUGAAAAUCCAACAGAAACUUAAAAUGGAAGAGUAUGAUGACGUUAAUGUGCUGACUGCAGACUUCCAGUUGCUUUUUAACAAUGCAAAGGCCUAUUAUAAGCCAGAGUCCCCUGAAUAUAAAGCUGCUUGUAAACUCUGGGAUUUGUACCUUCGAACAAGAAAUGAAUUUGUUCAAAAAGGAGAAGCAGAUGAUGAAGAUGAUGAUGAAGAUGGACAAGACAAUCAAGGAACUGAAGGCCCUUCUCCAGGUUACCUAAAGGAGGUCCUAGAACAGCUUCUUGAAGCCAUAGUUGUAGCCACAAAUCCAUCAGGACGGCUCAUCAGUGAACUUUUUCAGAAACUGCCUUCCAAAGUGCAAUAUCCAGACUAUUAUGCAAUAAUUAAGGAGCCUAUAGAUCUCAAGACCAUUGCUCAGAGGAUACAGAAUGGAAGUUACAAAACUAUUCAUGCAAUGGCCAAAGAUAUAGAUCUUCUAGCAAAAAAUGCCAAGACAUAUAAUGAGCCUGGUUCUCAAGUAUUCAAGGAUGCCAAUUCGAUUAAAAAAAUAUUUUAUAUGAAAAAGGCAGAAAUUGAACAUCAUGAAAUGGCUAAAUCAAGUCUUCGAAUAAGGACUGCAUCAAAUUUGGCUGCAGCCAGACUGACAGGUCCUUCGCACAGUAAAAGCAGCCUUGGUGAAGAAAGAAACCCCACUAGCAAGUAUUACCGUAAUAAAAGAGCAGUCCAAGGAGGUCGCCUAUCAGCAAUUACCAUGGCGCUUCAGUAUGGCUCGGAAAGUGAAGAGGAUGCUGCUUUAGCUGCUGCACGUUAUGAAGAAGGAGAGUCUGAAGCCGAGAGUAUUACUUCCUUCAUGGAUGUUUCAAAUCCUUUUCAUCAGCUUUAUGACACAGUCAGGAGCUGUCGCAAUAACCAAGGGCAGCUAAUAGCUGAACCUUUUUUCCAUUUGCCUUCAAAGAAAAAAUACCCGGAUUAUUAUCAGCAGAUUAAAAUGCCCAUAUCACUUCAACAAAUCAGAACAAAGCUAAAAAACCAGGAAUAUGAAACUUUAGAUCAUUUGGAGUGUGAUCUGAAUUUAAUGUUUGAAAAUGCCAAACGCUAUAAUGUUCCCAAUUCAACUAUCUAUAAGAGAGUCCUGAAAUUGCAGCAAGUCAUGCAGGCAAAGAAGAAAGAGCUUGCCAGAAGAGAUGACAUUGAGGACGGAGACAGCAUGAUCUCUUCAGCCACUUCUGAUACUGGUAGUGCCAAAAGAAAAAGGAAUACUCAUGACAGUGAGAUGUUGGGUCUCAGGAGGCUAUCCAGUAAAAAGAACAUAAGAAAACAGCGAAUGAAAAUUUUAUUCAAUGUUGUUCUUGAAGCUCGAGAGCCAGGUUCAGGCAGAAGACUUUGUGAUCUAUUUAUGGUUAAGCCGUCCAAGAAGGACUAUCCUGAUUACUAUAAAAUCAUCUUAGAGCCAAUGGACCUGAAAAUAAUUGAGCAUAACAUCCGAAAUGACAAAUAUGCAGGUGAAGAAGGAAUGAUGGAAGACAUGAAACUCAUGUUCCGAAAUGCCAGGCACUAUAAUGAGGAGGGCUCCCAGGUAUACAAUGAUGCUCAUAUCCUGGAGAAGUUACUCAAAGAUAAAAGGAGAGAGCUGGGACCACUACCUGAUGAUGAUGACGUGGCUUCUCCCAAACUUAAGCUGAGUAGAAAAAGUGGUGUUUCUCCUAAGAAAUCAAAGUACAUGACUCCAAUGCAGCAGAAACUAAAUGAAGUAUAUGAAGCUGUAAAGAACUACACAGAUAAGAGAGGUCGCCGCCUCAGUGCUAUAUUUCUAAGACUCCCCUCUAGAUCAGAGCUACCUGACUACUAUCUGACCAUUAAAAAGCCCAUGGACAUGGAAAAAAUUCGAAGUCACAUGAUGGCAAACAAGUACCAAGAUAUAGAUUCUAUGGUAGAGGACUUUGUCAUGAUGUUUAAUAAUGCCUGUACCUACAAUGAGCCAGAGUCUUUGAUCUACAAAGAUGCUCUCGUCCUACAUAAAGUUCUCCUUGAAACUCGGAGAGACCUGGAGGGAGAUGAGGAUUCUCAUGUCCCAAAUGUGACCUUGCUGAUUCAAGAGCUUAUCCAUAAUCUUUUUGUGUCAGUCAUGAGUCAUCAGGAUGAUGAAGGAAGAUGUUACAGUGACUCCUUAGCAGAAAUUCCUGCUGUGGAUCCAAACUUUCCCAACAAACCUCCCCUUACCUUUGACAUUAUUAGGAAGAAUGUUGAGAGUAAUCGCUAUCGGCGACUUGAUUUAUUUCAGGAGCAUAUGUUUGAAGUAUUGGAAAGGGCAAGAAGGAUGAACCGGACAGAUUCUGAGAUUUAUGAGGAUGCAGUAGAACUUCAGCAGUUUUUUAUUAGAAUUCGUGAUGAACUCUGCAAAAAUGGAGAGAUCCUUCUUUCUCCGGCACUCAGCUAUACCACAAAACAUUUGCAUAAUGAUGUGGAAAAAGAAAAAAAAGAAAAAUUACCUAAAGAAAUAGAGGAAGAUAAACUAAAACGAGAAGAAGAAAAAAGAGAAGCUGAAAAAAGUGAAGACUCCUCAGGUACUGCAGGCCUCUCAGGCUUACAUCGUACAUACAGCCAGGACUGUAGCUUUAAGAAUAGCAUGUAUCAUGUUGGAGAUUAUGUCUAUGUUGAACCUGCAGAGGCCAAUCUACAGCCACAUAUAGUCUGUAUUGAGAGACUGUGGGAGGAUUCAGCUGGUGAAAAAUGGCUGUACGGCUGUUGGUUUUAUCGACCAAAUGAAACAUUCCAUUUGGCUACACGAAAAUUUCUGGAAAAAGAAGUUUUUAAGAGUGACUAUUACAAUAAAGUUCCUGUUAGUAAAAUUCUAGGCAAAUGUGUAGUCAUGUUUGUCAAGGAAUACUUUAAAUUAUGCCCAGAAAACUUUCGAGAUGAGGAUGUUUUUGUCUGUGAAUCAAGAUAUUCUGCCAAAACCAAAUCUUUUAAGAAAAUUAAGCUGUGGACAAUGCCCAUCAGCUCAGUUAGGUUUGUCCCUCGGGAUGUGCCCUUGCCUGUGGUUCGAGUGGCUUCCGUAUUUGCAAAUGCAGAUAAAGCUGAUGAUGAGAAGAAUACAGACAACUCAGAGGACAGUCGAGCAGAAGACAAUUUUAACUUGGAAAAGGAAAAAGAAGAUGUUCCUGUGGAGAUGUCCAACGGUGAACCAGGUUGCCACUACUUUGAGCAGCUUCAUUACAAUGACAUGUGGCUGAAGGUUGGCGACUGUGUCUUCAUCAAAUCCCAUGGCUUGGUGCGCCCUCGUGUGGGCAGAAUUGAAAAAGUAUGGGUUCGAGAUGGAGCUGCAUACUUUUAUGGCCCCAUCUUCAUUCACCCAGAAGAAACAGAACAUGAGCCCACAAAAAUGUUCUACAAAAAAGAAGUGUUUCUGAGUAAUCUGGAAGAAACCUGCCCCAUGAGUUGUAUUCUGGGAAAAUGUGCUGUGUUGUCAUUCAAGGACUUCCUCUCCUGCAGGCCAACUGAAAUACCAGAAAAUGACAUUCUGCUUUGUGAGAGCCGCUAUAAUGAGAGUGACAAGCAGAUGAAGAAAUUCAAGGGGUUGAAGAGGUUUUCACUCUCUGCUAAAGUUGUAGAUGAUGAAAUUUACUACUUCAGAAAACCAAUCAUUCCUCAGAAAGAACCCUCACCUUUGUUGGAAAAGAAGAUACAAUUGCUAGAAGCUAAGUUUGCUGAGUUAGAAGGUGGAGAUGAUGAUAUUGAAGAGAUGGGAGAAGAGGAUAGUGAGGUCAUCGAACCUCCAUCUCUACCUCAGCUUCAGACUCCCCUGGCCAGUGAGCUGGACCUCAUGCCCUACACACCCCCACAGCUUUCUGUCUUACAGUCUACCCCAAAGUCUGCCAAAGGCAGUGCAAAGAAGGAAGGUUCUAAACGGAAAAUCAACAUGAGUGGCUACAUUCUGUUCAGCAGUGAAAUGAGAGCUGUGAUUAAAGCCCAACACCCAGACUACUCUUUCGGGGAGCUCAGCAGACUGGUGGGGACAGAGUGGAGAAACCUUGAGACAGCCAAGAAAGCAGAAUAUGAAGAGCGGGCAGCUAAAGUUGCUGAGCAGCAGGAGAGAGAGCGAGCAGCACAGCAACAGCAGCCGAGUGCUUCUCCCCGAGCAGGCACCCCUGUGGGGGCUCUCAUGGGGGUGGUGCCACCACCAACACCAAUGGGGAUGCUCAAUCAGCAGUUGACACCUGUUGCAGGCAUGAUGGGUGGCUAUCCGCCAGGCCUUCCACCUUUGCAGGGCCCAGUUGAUGGCCUUGUUAGCAUGGGCAGCAUGCAGCCACUUCACCCUGGGGGGCCUCCACCUCACCAUCUUCCGCCAGGUGUGCCUGGCCUCCCAGGCAUCCCACCACCCGGUGUGAUGAACCAAGGAGUAGCCCCCAUGGUAGGGACUCCAGCACCAGGUGGAAGUCCAUAUGGACAACAGGUAGGAGUUUUGGGGCCUACAGGGCAGCAGGCACCACCUCCAUAUCCUGGUCCUCAUCCAACUGCCCCCCCUGUCAUACAGCAGCCAACAACACCCAUGUUUGUGGCUCCCCCACCAAAGACCCAAAGACUUCUCCACUCAGAGGCCUACUUGAAAUAUAUUGAAGGACUCAGUGCUGAAUCCAACAGCAUUAGCAAGUGGGACCAAACUCUGGCAGCUCGAAGACGGGAUGUCCAUUUAUCGAAAGAACAGGAGAGCCGCCUGCCUUCUCACUGGCUCAAAAGCAAAGGGGCACACACCACCAUGGCAGAUGCCCUCUGGCGCCUCCGGGAUUUGAUGCUUCGAGACACUCUCAACAUUCGACAAGCAUACAACCUAGAAAAUGUUUAAUCACAUCACUGUGUUUCUUCUAUAGAAGCAAAGAGUUGUGGAACGGUAGCCAUUUUAGUUACUGGGGGUGGGAGGGAGGAACAAAGGAUGAUAAUUUUUAUUGCAUUUUACUGUACAUCACAGGUCAUUUUUAUAUAAGGACACUUUUAAUAAGCUAUUUCAAUUUGGUUUUGUUAUAUUAAGUUGACUAUCAAAUACACAAAGAUUUUUUUUGCAUACGUUUCCUUUGUUUAAAACCAGUUUCAUAAUUGGUUAUAUAUAGUCAUAGUUUUAUCUUUACUUUUUAAGGGAUUUAAAUCAUCAAAGGUUUUGGCUUGGCUUGGGGUUUUGGUUUUCUUUUUUAUAAAUAUAUAUAUAUAUAUUAUAUACACACAUAUAAGAAAAAACAAUGAAAAAAGUUUACAGUUAGUUGAAAUUGACAGUGAAAUGUGAAGUUGGUCCUAGUUUACAUCUUAGGGAGUGUGUGCGUGUGUAUGUCUCACUGCCUAAAAUCUGCAAGUUUUCUUACAGGUGAAGUGCUCUGUGAGAUUGUUCAGACUGUAGAUAUGUGACAGACUCAACAGAUUUACUGUUAUUAACACAGAAGCUCACCAUAGAAAUCUAAAGUCAGUGCUCUGUACCCAUCCACAACUAGUGUAACUGAAGGAAAAGUAAUUGUGCUGAGUUAGACCUGUAUUGUCAGUGACUUUUGCAGAACAUGUGCUCAGAUCUGAGUUGUUUUAGUUUUGGAAGGUAAGUUCAAGAGUACUUUUGAUCUGUUUAUGAUUCAGUUUAUGCCUUCAUGUUGUAUGAUUUGAAACUACAUCUGUUACCUUGAAAACACUGAAGAAAGUACUGAAGUAUGCAUGGAGGUGGUUUAUUUUAAAUAUAAUACCUAGUCUAAGAAAGAGUGUAAAUGGACACCAGCUUUGCCUUGCACAUAUUUGUGCAAAGGUAGAUUGCCUACAUAUGCAGAUGCUGUGGAUUCUUUAUCUCCUUGUUACUGGUUGUGGUGUUUUGUUUGUUUGUUUGAGGGUUGGAAUUCUCAACCAGAAAUGAUACUUUCUAAAAUGUUUUGAAAUUCAGCUUGUCCUUUGGAUUAUAGGAAAAGGAAAUUAUACUUUAAGAAAAUGUUCACCAAAAAAAAAAAAAAAAAAAAAGACUAUUACAGAUCCCAAACACUUGGACUUGGUGAC